UGUCGAGACUUAUCGCCGGCUAUUAGCUGGGAACCCGACGGAUCUGGCUCACACGAAUGGCUUCUGCCCUCAUUGCCACUCGAGAUGAGCCGUCGUGGGGGUGAAGGCAAAGUUUAUACGAGGAAGUACUUCAAUAAAAACACCGCUACUACCUCCAUUAAUCCUCUUCUCGAGCCCAACCUGAACCAAUAUCAUAAUCCGCGCUUUAACGGGCAGAUCCAUGGGCUCUCCCGGCAGAGUAAAGAGUCAGUGGCUGUCCCGGCUGUGCCGGACGUUACUAUGUCACCGACUCUGAAAUCCAUGAGCUUCAAUGAGACGAAGAAAUCGUCGUUACAUGGAAGUCACGUGACCUUCAAUCUGGCUACUUACUCGAGGCGAGGGCUGUCGGAGCUGAAGAAACGCUUGAUCUCGGAGCUCCGGCAGGUCCGCAGUCUAAUUACUCGGAUCGAGUCUGGAGACUUCGGGUUCGGACCUGGAUUCCCGUCAACUCAGUCUUCUCUGACCCACCGGCCUCCGCCGCUGCCUCGUCAGGUCAACUGCGAAGUAGAUUUACCGAAGCCGAAAGGGAAAUGUACGCCUAAUGCGAACCACCGCCGCCAAUCUUCGGAACUUCUGACCGUGAAGAACAAGAGGCCGGGUCCGAAGAUCUCUGGCACCAAGCGGAGCAGCCCUUUCGGUUUGGGGAAGGAUGCGAAGCGUUCCGCGCUGGAGCACCCCGUGACGGAGAAGCUCACCAACAGCAUGAUGAAAAGGUGCGGACAUAUUUUGAGAAAGUUGAUGAAGCACAAGUUCGGUUGGGUUUUCAACGUUCCAGUUGACAUUGCCAAAUUGGGCCUCCACGAUUAUAAUCGCAUCGUCAAGACCCCAAUGGAUCUUGGCACCGUCAAAUCCCACUUGCAGAAGAACCUAUACAUUUCGCCGCUCCAUUUCGCGGCCGAUGUGAGGCUGACUUUUAACAAUGCCCUGCUUUACAAUCCCAAGGGAACUGAUGUCAAUUUCAUGGCGGAACAGCUCUUGUCCAUGUUCGAUGCGAUGUUCAACCCGGCAUACAACAAAUUCGAGGCCGAACAACACCGAGUGUCAAAAACAAUAAAAGAAUCACGGUCUAUGGUUUUGACUCAACAAACGCAGAGAGCCACCUCUGGUCCCAUGCCCGAUGCCGUUGCGAAGAAAUUGGACUCUGCCAUGGCGCGAUCACGACCCACAUUCUCAAACCCAUCACAGCCCCCAGCUCCAGUGCGGUCAAUGCCAAUUCCAAUGCUGGCUCCGGUUCCAGUUGCGAAGCCAAUCGUGGCACAGAGACCGUUGAAGCUGCCGAAGCCAAAAGCAAAGGAUCCGAACAAGAGGGAAAUGAGCUAUGAGGAGAGGGCGAAGUUGGGGCAGAGUUUACAGAAUUUACCGCCAGAGAAGACGGAGCAGUUUGUGCAGAUUUUAAAGAAGAGAAAUGGGCAUUUAGUGCAGCACGGGGACGAGAUCGAGCUUGACAUUGAGGCCAUUGACACGGAAACACUAUGGGAGCUUGAUAGGUUUGUGACUUACCACAAGAAGAUGAUGAGCAAGAUGAAACGGCAAGGGCUCCUCAUCCAAAACAACAAUCAGAGAUCAACUGAAAUCCAAAUCGGCAACAAGUCUCCUUUGAGCGAGAUGGUGGCCGAGGCUGGGCUGGUACAGAAGAGCAAGAAAGGGGAAUUUUGGGAGGAGGAUGUGGACAUUGGAGAGGAAAUUCCUUUGGAAAACUUCCCGCCUGUGGUAAUUGACAAGGACGCAACUGCUUGUGCCGGUAGUGGGUCUAGUGGUUCGAGUUGUUCAACCUCUAGCAGUGACUCCUCUUCCUCUAGUGAUUCGGAUUCUGAAAGUUCUUCAGCAAGUGAUUCCGAUGCAGAAAGUGUGCAAUCACCGUUUGUAGAAUUGAAAGAAGCUCAGCGUACCUAAAGCUUUUUUAGCGCUUAGUAGGGCUUUGGGUUUAGAUGUAGAAGCUUGAGCUUAUUGAAGACAAAGUGAUGGUAGAGUGGUAGUACGUUAGUAGAAGGGCUUUAAGAUUGCCUGUGGCUUGUUUUUUUGGUUGCUUUCUCGCAUCGAUGCUGCAGAGAUUAAGCGAAUGACACAAAAGCCCUGGGCUGGCUUGGGUGUGGUUUCAUCAGUACCUUGCGUAAGUGUAAUGACCAGUUAGGCAUCUGAUGCAUUAGUGUUUGUAUGAAUGAUUGCACCAGUUAGGGGACCCAUAGACAGAGUAAUGAGAUAGAGAUAGGUAAGGGAGAUUCGUAGGAGCUGGGACUAGGUUUUUCAUUUUCAAGGACAGUGGAAUAUAUGAGAUGGGCAAGCGACGAAAGAAAUGGGAUAAUUUUUUUGUAGCAUACAUCACCACAUGAUUUUCACAGUGGUCAAGAAGCAAUAGCAGAAAAUAUGUACAGUGAGGAAAUCAUCUGAACAGAAGGCAAAUGGAAGCUUGUACAGUACUGGUUCUUGGUUCUGUCGGUUGAAUGAAAUGUGAAUGUUAAAAAAGAGUAUUUUGUAUACCAUUUAUGUUCCAGACAAAUCUCAAGUAUUUACUCAAUCCAUUGCCUCUUAUGCAACCAAUAUUAAAGAUGUUUUCUAUUCCUGUU
Molecule: messenger RNA, 2603 nt
Organism: Juglans regia (Persian walnut)
Lineage: Eukaryota; Viridiplantae; Streptophyta; Magnoliopsida; Fagales; Juglandaceae
Product: transcription factor GTE2-like
Exons: 3
Coding region: 85-1932 (615 amino acids)
Molecular function (GO): protein binding
Source: RefSeq, a predicted model, not a curated record